AUGACUCGCUCCUCGUCACCCACUUUCGUCAUCACCCUCAUCUCACUCGUCGUCCUCCUCCUCUUUGUCAACUCGCUUCCUUUGGCCAAUGCAGCCGAUAGCUGUUCCGCCUCUUCACCCUGCUCUUCUUCCUCCUCGCCAUGCUGCUCCCAUUCGGGCUUCUGCGGUAGCGGUACUCUCUUUUGUGGGGGUGGCUGUAGUCCCUUGGCGUCCAAGACUGCCACGGACUGUAUGCCCAUGCCCGUGUGUAUAGACCGCAACGUGACUCUUACGCCGAGCGAUUACAACGACACGUCCCUCUUUGUACCCGUGCUACAAUAUGCGGGAAACGCCAGCCAGGGUCUCUUCACCCUUGAUGCUGGAUCUCUCGCAGCGGGACCAGAAGGGGUAAUGAUGCAGAUGACUGAGAAUUCAUUGGUGAAGCUGUCCACCACGGCCUAUAUCCUCUAUGGAGAGAUGGAAGUGACGUGUAGACAUACGGCCUAUCAAGGCGUAGUCGCGACCAUGAUCACCAUGAGUGACGUGUUAGAUGAAAUCGACUGGGAGUUUACCACGUCCAACUCUUCUGACGCACAAACCAAUUGGUUCCCACAAGGACGCAUUGUUUCGGGUUCUGGAAAAGACAGCCAGCCCACUUCGGGCACACUCGAUGUCAGCGAGUGGGUCACCUACGGUAUCAAUUGGCAGCCCGACCGUCUACAGUGGCUCAUCAAUGGAGCCGUAGUACGUACGCUCAAACGAACCGACUACAGUUACCCUAGCACGCCUACUAGGUUGCAAUUGUCUGUCUGGGCUGGAGGCAACUCGACGAAUGCUCAGGGAGUCAUCGAUUGGUCCGGAGGACCCAUCAGCUACACAAACUCGCAAUACACCACAAAUGGAUACUAUGGCAUGGAAAUCUCUUCCGUGUCGAUCAAAUGCGCAGAUACAUCCAUUGCCAACGUGUCCACCAUUGGUAAAGGCAGCAAUGGCCCCACCUCGUGGACCUACACGGGC
Microstroma glucosiphilum is the source of this 996-nucleotide messenger RNA. Its product is annotated as concanavalin A-like lectin/glucanase. The transcript has a single exon. Lineage: Eukaryota; Fungi; Basidiomycota; Exobasidiomycetes; Microstromatales; Microstromataceae. Gene Ontology annotation, biological process: carbohydrate metabolic process; fungal-type cell wall organization. The record is from RefSeq and is a predicted model, not a curated record. Gene Ontology annotation, cellular component: fungal-type cell wall. Gene Ontology annotation, molecular function: chitin binding; glycosyltransferase activity; hydrolase activity, hydrolyzing O-glycosyl compounds. The annotation marks the transcript as partial.